CUGCAGCAGCACACAGGCAGUACUGCACCCUCCACCAAGCUAAAGCUGUUUCCAAGCAACCCCAACAAACUAAACACGGCAUUAGCGGAGCUCCUACUAACUCAGCCUGACUAGCCUAGCUAUCUGCUAAAGUUUUAAAAGCGACUUUAAUGUGAGUUUUAUUCAGUUUACAAAAGGAUGGGGAAAAAAGUAAAGAAAGAAGCUGAACCAGCAGCACCCAGAGAUGCGUUUGACCCGCUGCCCAUUGAGAGUAAGAAGGCUGAGACAGUUGUCCUCAUGCUUGACUCCCCAGAAGAAGAGGUGCUGGCCAAAGCUUGUGAAGCCAUCCACAGAUUCGCAGAGAAAGGAGAUGAGAACAGGAACUCUCUCUUGGCGUUAGGAGCAGUGGAGCCACUCACUCGCCUUAUCUCUCAUGAAGACAAGACUGUUCGCAGAAAUGCUUUUAUGGCUGUUGGAGUCAUGGCCUCUAACAAUGAUGUCAGAAGACUUAUGAAGAAACUGAAUAUUAUACCAUCAGUCAUCAGCAAGUUGUCACCAGAAGAGGACAUCAUUGUCCACGAAUUUGCCACUCUGUGUUUGGCAUCUCUCUCUGUGGACUUCACCUGCAAGGUUCAGAUAUAUGAACAGAAUGGACUGGAACCUCUUCUUCGUCUUCUGUCAAGCCCAGAUCCUGACGUGAAGAAGAAUUCUGUGGAAUGCAUCUUUAAUCUUGUUCAGGACCUGCCCAGUAGAGUGACUGUGCAAGAGUUAAACGGACUGCCCCAGCUGCUCGAUCUGCUGCGCUCAGAGUAUCCCAUAAUUCAGCAGCUCGCUUUACACACUCUGGAGAGCAUCACAACAGAUGCUGAGACACGCACAGCCUUUAGAGAAGAGCAGGGGUUCAGCAAACUACUGGAGUUUCUCACAACCAAAGAGUUCAGUGACCUGCAUGCAGAUGCUUUGAGGGUCAUCUUCAACUGCCUGGAGGACACAGAGUCUGUGAAGCUUAUACAGGGGAACGGAGGACUGGAGAAACUGCUGCAGUUUGUCAUCACACCCACCACACCUGAAGUGCAGACCAACGCAGUUAAAGCCAUUGCCAGGGUGGCAGAGAGCAGUGAGACCAGAAAGCUUCUGCAUGAGCAAAAUGUUGAAAAGGCCCUCAUCGACUUGCUUGCCACAGAGAACAAAAGUGUUCACACUGCGGUGUGCCAGGCAGUGGCAGUAUUGAGCAAAAAUCAAAGCAGCAUGGACACUUUCAGACUUCUCAAUGGUAUUAAACCUAUAGUGCAGCUGCUGAACAGUCAAGAAAAUGGGGUAAAAGAGGCUGCAGCUCAGGCCCUGUCCAGCCUGAGCAGCGGCAAUCCGCUAAACGCACAAGCGAUUUCUGAAGCAGAAGGAGAGAAGCUUAUGGUGCAGAUUCUGAAAGACUGCUGUUCUGGGACAGUCUCGCAUGUGGCGGCCAUCCUGACCAACAUGGCUUCCCAAGAAGCUCUGCGCUGCAGCAUCAUCACCCACAGAGCCAUACCAGCGUUGCUGGAGCCGCUGCAGUCCACUGAACAACACACACUCAUCAGCACCACUCAGCUUGUGGCUGCACUGACCUGCGAGACAGAGGGCAGAGCAGAGCUAAGAGAUGCUGGAGGUCUGCCACUGCUGGUCAAAAUGCUGCAAUCAAACAACACUGAAAUCUGUCGAAAUGCAUGCUGGGCAGUCAGUGUGUGCGCAAACGAUGAGCCAACUGCCACAGAGAUGUGCAAAUUAGGGGCUUUGGAGAUCCUCCAGGAGAUUAACUGCUCAUUGAACCGCAGGAGUAAAUUCAGCGAGGUUGCACUGCAGAGACUGCUGGAUAGCAACCCUUCAAUUAAAUACAGCCUGACAGGACGGCUCUCGCACACUGAUAUCACUGCUGAUGGCUUCUAUGACCCAGGACAGGCCAGAGUGGGUCACAGGGUUCCUACCCUAGAAGAUAUAGCCAAGCAGGUUAUCAACCAGCAUCGAGCUAUCAUUGCAGUUAAUGGAAAACCCCAGGAUCAGGAGACUGCUGAGGACAGGCAGCAGGAAAGUCCAACAGAACCUCAAACAUCAUCUGUGCUGGGCAGCAAAGGGAGCAGUAGAGCAAGUAAAGUGAAGGGCAAGGGGCGGCAGGAGGAAGAGAAGCAGAAGGAUGAGGAUGAAAGUAAAGCAUCAGUAUCAGAAGAAAAGCCAUGGAGUUUGCCAUAUGAUGCUGAUUUCCACAACCUAAUUUCAGAGGCAGCUAAGACAGUUGUGCCCAAAAAUGAAAAGGCUGAGAUGUACACAGCUUUGGCUAAGUUGGUGUGCAAUGCAAUGGGAGGACUGGUGGAUAUUGAGGAACAGCACAAUUUUCCUUGGGAACUUCAUAUAAGUGAGCUAAAAAUUGAACUGCAGUCCAACAUUAUCCCUAUUGGAAUGAUCAAAAAAGGCACCUACUACCAUCGUGCCCUGCUUUUUAAGGCUUUGGCAGACAGGAUUGGAGUGAACUGCAGCUUGGUGAGAGGAGACUAUAAUCGCACCUGGAAUGAAGUUCUGCUCAGCAGCCCCAGAAAAACUGGAUUCUACCCCCAACCCCAGUGUUAUAUUGUCGACCUCAUGCACGAACCAGGCAACCUCAUGAAGUGCGGCACCCCUGCUGCUAUUCAGUAUCAAACAAUCUGACUGCACAGUUACAGAUGUUCACUUUUAAGUAUAUAUUUAUAGAAUAAAAAUGUGAACCUA
Astyanax mexicanus (Mexican tetra) is the source of this 2715-nucleotide messenger RNA. It is a transcript of the gene armc3, whose product is annotated as armadillo repeat containing 3. Gene Ontology annotation, molecular function: protein binding. Lineage: Eukaryota; Metazoa; Chordata; Actinopteri; Characiformes; Acestrorhamphidae. The transcript is spliced from 18 exons. The record is from RefSeq and is a predicted model, not a curated record. The coding region runs from base 178 to 2655 and encodes 825 amino acids.